UCCGCGCUUGCGCACUCGGCGACCUCCCGCCCGCACCAUGAAGGUACUCCGGCGGGCUUGGCGGCACCGGGUGGUGCUGGCCCUGAGCGGCCUGGCGUUUUGCAGCACCACGCUGUUGUAUUUGGCGCGCUGUGCAUCCGAGGGCGAGACGCCCGCAGCCGCCGGAGCCGCUCAGCCCCGCGCUAAGGCCUUCCUGGCGGUGCUAGUGGCUAGUGCGCCCCGCGCUGUGGAGCGUCGCAGCGUCGUGCGCAGCACGUGGCUGGCACAGGGGAGGCGCGGCGGCCCCAAGGACGUGUGGGCGCGCUUUGCUGUGGGCACCAGCGGCCUGGGCUCAGAGGAGCGGCGCACGCUGGAGCUCGAGCAAGCACAGCACGGGGACCUGUUGCUGCUGCCCUCCCUGCGCGACGCCUACGAGAACCUCACGGCCAAGGUCCUGGCCAUGUUGACUUGGCUGGACGAGCACGUAGACUUCGAGUUCGUGCUCAAGGCGGAUGACGACUCCUUUGCGCGCCUGGACGCCCUACUGGCAGAGCUACGCGCACGUGAGCCUGCACGCCGCCGUCGCCUCUACUGGGGCUUCUUUUCUGGGCGCGGGCGAGUCAAGCCCGGAGGUCGCUGGCGAGAAGCUGCCUGGCAACUCUGCGACUACUACCUGCCCUAUGCUCUGGGCGGUGGGUACAUCCUGUCAUCGGACCUGGUGCAUUACCUGCGCCUCAGCCGGGAAUACCUGCGUGCAUGGCACAGUGAAGAUGUAUCGCUGGGUGCUUGGCUGGCACCCGUGGAUGUGCAGCGGGAACACGACCCGCGCUUCGACACAGAGUACAAAUCACGGGGCUGCAGCAAUCAGUACCUGGUGACACACAAACAGAGCCCGGAGGACAUGCUGGAGAAGCAACAGAUGCUGCUUCAUGAGGGCCGAUUGUGCAAGCAAGAGGUGCAAUUGCGCCUCUCCUAUGUCUAUGAUUGGUCAGCACCACCCUCCCAGUGCUGCCAGCGCAAGGAGGGCAUUCCCUGAUGUCACUGCAUGUGCUAGGGCCUCUCCGGACCCAGGUCAAGCUGCCUGGACAGUCUCGCCAAUUGUCUGGGGUGAGCCUGGUUAAUACAAUUACUGUUGAGGCCUUGGGACCUCAGUUCAUUUACGGAUGGCCAGAGGCAGCUAACAACAUCUAGUCCGUUCCUUGGAGGGUAUGCUCAUUCGUGGUCUUGUGUAAGGCCUGCCCAGGGGCAUCUUGUAUGGGUUUGUACAUUGCAUCUGCACCCCACACACACCCCAGUGUAAUGCCACCUAUCAGCCGUCUGGGGUGUGAGGGCAGGGGGCCUUUGCCCUUGAUGAGUUUAUGGUACUGCAUUCCGUCCCUACUUACGAUGUGCAGCUCACUGCGCUUUUUCGCAGACUGUUGGAUUCAUCUGUGUAUUGCCAUCAAAGUGUUACUUGCCAAAAUUGUCAUUGUAUCGUUUGGACAAAGAUCCAUUCUGUUGUGUCUCCUGUUAUGUACAAGUCUGAGAUUUGACUUGAUUUUCAAGUCAGCUAGCUUAGAGAGUAUUUUGUCUCUGAAGAUAGUUUGGUAAAUGUAAUUCAGUUUCCUUGAAAACUAUUUAUAAAUAUUGUAAAUUUGUGUAGAUAAGAUUUUUAAGUUGAAAGCUUAACUUGUGUGGUGGUGCACAACUUUAAUCCCAGCACUCAGGAGGCAGAGGCAGUUAGGUCUCUGAGUUCAAGGCCAGCCUGCUCUGCGGAGAGAGUUCCAGGACAGUCAGGCCUA
This is a messenger RNA of Microtus oregoni (creeping vole), 1760 nucleotides long. It is a transcript of the gene B3galt6, whose product is annotated as beta-1,3-galactosyltransferase 6. The coding region runs from base 38 to 1015 and encodes 325 amino acids. Lineage: Eukaryota; Metazoa; Chordata; Mammalia; Rodentia; Cricetidae. Gene Ontology annotation, biological process: glycosaminoglycan biosynthetic process. The transcript has a single exon. Gene Ontology annotation, cellular component: membrane. Gene Ontology annotation, molecular function: UDP-galactosyltransferase activity. The record is from RefSeq and is a predicted model, not a curated record.